AUGUCUUCACUGUCACCUGCAACAGCAGCAUCUACACCACCAUCGUCUGUCUUAUUCAGUGCCAGAAGAACAGAAUCUCAUGAUAUUCCUGAUAUUGUCAGUCACAUCAAGUAUGAUACAGAAAGAUUGUUUGGCAGGAUUAAUGUCAUCUACCUUUUAGAAAAAGCCAAUCUCGCAGUGACUUUAACUAAUCAGAAGAACGUAAAUGUUGCCCAUGCGGUAUUUCUGGAUUAUCCGAACUGGGAUAUUGUUGAUCAGGCCCACUGGGAAACUUACUUAGAACAAAACUACGUUCAGAACAUGUGUACACCUUUAAAUACACUCUUUAUGCAUUUGUUUGUGACAACAGCUGAAUAUGCAGUUGACUGUUGCCACGAAAUUAUGAAGACUAUCUUUAAAACAGUACCAGAGCUGCAUUUCAUACUUCUCUUCAUCCCCUCUCAAGAGGACUUUGAUAUAGACUUAGCGACUGCUUUUGUGCCAAUGAAGAGUGCACCAAAUUCAUCUUUGAAUGUGGGCUAUAGUCUGUAUGUGUCACACAGGCACCAAUAUUGUCCCCAACUUCAUGUCCGCUAUGCCAGGGUGGAAGACCACGAUGAUCUCACCCCUCUCUUUGCACGCCACAAUGAUACUCUGAUACAAACUUAUGGAGAAUACUUUCUUGCUGAAUUGAUAGAAGCACAAGAUGAAGAGAAUAUUGCUGUAGUUUGUGAGGAUAAUGGCUUAGCAGUGGGCUUCAUGAGUGUAUGCUCUGAAGUGAAUAUACAGUUGCUUCAUGACUGCUUUGAGCUGAGUCCUUUCCACGGCCUCUGUAAACCACACCCAGAUGACAUUCUUGAGCCACUAUGGGUAGCAAGUGACACAGGAACCAGCAGCCUAGUAAGCGAAAACCAAGAUACUUCUGUUAUAGAUAUAAAGAGAUCUAGCAAAAUUGGAAGCAUCCUUUCUCAAGCAUCAGAUGCUGGUACAAUACUGUCUUCAAAAGGAAGUAUUCAGCGUAAACUAUCAAAGAAAGAGAGAGUACUUGCUCUAUCUUCAUUAGAACUGCCAUUAGACAGAGACGGAAGCAGUGUUUUGAAAUCCACUGAGACCCUAUCCAUUCUCAGUUUUGAGAGAGAACCAUUCCACAUCCUAUACAAAGGAGCAGUAAAUGCUUUUUGUAUUCAGCUCUUUUGCAUUGAUGAGAAAUAUGAAACAAGGUCAUUGGACUUCCUGCACUUUGUUUUCAAUCUUUUCCCAGACAAAGACUUUUGCAUUAUAUCAGUGCCACAUCUGGUUCCUGAAUUUCAUCUGAUCCAGAACUUCGUCCGAAUUGUCCCCUUUAGUAAUUGUACACUGGAUCACGAGCUCUAUGUGUUUCACCGUACUGGAUUACUCAAGUCUUUUCUUGUAAGAGCAGCAAGAUCUGGUGAUGUCCCCUCUGUUGAAGAGCUAAUCAAAACCUUGGAAUUGAACAGAAGUAUACUGGAUGACUUAAAUAAGUACAUAUCAGCACGAAGAGAUUCAGAUGGGACACCAGUUCAGGCAUUUGUAGCAGAGGUUUUGGGUCAAAUAGUUGGUAUAGCAGUUAUUAGGAAUGAAAUGGAUAUUGAAUAUAUUCGCUCCCACUACAACAUUGAAGACUUUAUUUAUUACAGUCACCACCAACAGGAAGAACACGGUCACCUUUAUCAUUUUGCUCUGAAUCCAAUCUUUCACCACUAUGCCAAACAUUUUUUGAAGGAAAUACUUCGGCUAGCCCACAAAUCUUGCCUCUAUUAUCCUAUUUAUCCCCAGCCGGAAGAAGGCAAGUUCCAGAAUCCGUGUGCCCAUUCUUUGACAUCUGCCCUUCAUUACAUGGUUCCCGUGCGACCAAGACGACAGAUUGUCUAUCCUCUGGAAAAACUUGGCAUAAACGCUCCAUCAAAAGAGGUCUCUAAGGAUCAGUCAAAGUAUUCACUGAACCACUUCAAUCGGAAGUUGUCCCUGGAGCCUAAGGUGUCAGUUAAUGCUAGAAUAGUUGUAGUUGGGGCAUCAAAUGUUGGAAUCUCCUUCCUGGAAACACUGAUUUUUUGCCCACACCUGAAAUUCAACAAUCUUACUUUGGUUUCAACUCAUGGACUUCCGGGGAAAAAUGUGUCAAACAAUCUACAUAAGCGUUUUUUAAUUAACAGCCACUGUUUUAAUGAGGAUGACUAUGCACUGAUGUCACUUGGUUCUUGGAUUAAUGUUGUGGUUGGAAAAAUGACUGGCAUAGACAGAUCUGCAAAGCAUGUAGUUGUUUCCAAGGGGAGAAAAGUGCCAUAUGAUCAUCUCAUUCUUUGCACUGGCCAACAGUUUCAGGUUCCAUGUCCUACUGAAGCAGACAUCAAAAAAUUGUUCACCAAUAGAGAGGUCUCAAAUAACUGUAACCAAAAAUAUACAGGAGUCGUGCCUUCCAAUCUUUUUGUUAUUUGUGAUGAUGAAGAUGCCUUAAUCGCAAUGAAGUGGCUGAAAGAAAAAGUUACUUAUUCUACAGGGAAUGUUAUUGUGUAUGGGAAUACAAUUGACACUUACACUACGAUAGAGUCCCUCUUAUCAUUAGGAAUUAAUGGCAGCCGCAUACACCUCGUGCAUCAUCCAUCGCACUCCAAUGUUACUGCUCUCAAUAACAACGCAAUAGAAAAGGCGGUCCAUAAAGCAUUGGCCAAUGCUGAUGUGACUGUGUAUCAUGAUAGUCUGCUAGCUCAGUGGAAUGAUGGCAACCACCCGGACCCAAUCGCAUUUGCGUCUUUUACUACUAACACAAAGCCAUUUAGAUUGCAAUGUUCUGCAUUCUUUAGUUUUACCCACAAGUCAGUGGAUUAUGAGACCUUCAAGGCAGUUAAUGAUGCAUGUCUUGUUUAUGAUGGGAGGCUUGUGAUAGAUACCAACUUCCAUACCAAUGAUGUGACCAUAAGAGCUGCAGGUCCUUUAACCAAGUUCUCCAAGAUCUACUAUGCCAAUGAAUGGACACACAGCAAUUUCAGCUCAAAGGAGAUUGGCUUCCAGCUUGCUGCAACCAUGCUGAAUCUUUUUGAUCCAACUCUGGAACCAGUUUUUGAACCUCCAGAAGAUAUGGACAGGCUCAUUCCUAUAUACAAGGGAUGCAAAAUUCAAGGUGGUGUUCUACCUGAAAAAUAUAAUUAUGUGCACAUUUUUAAACCUGGAAUUCCUACUCGCUUGGAUGUACAAGAAGUACAACCUAAUUAUGGAAUGGCAAUCACCACAGGAGAUGCUGUAAAAGGGAAUUACUUCAGGAUACAUGUCAACCAGUACAGUAUGGUAGAAACCAUUACCUGCUUUUCAAAGAAGCACAUUCCUGCCUCCAACUACAUCUGCUUAUUUGGACAGCAUGAGCGUCUCCUUAAUAACCUUUGUUCUCGCUGGACGGAGGGACUGAUCACAAAUCUCUAUAGCUACUUGAAGGAACCUUGGGCCUUGGCCAUCUAUCACGAUCGCUUUAUUGAUCUGAAGAAGGAACUGCGCCAGAUCCUAGUAUCUGUUCAGGAAGAAGGUGUUCCUUCAAUUGAAGAACUCGUUCGCCAAGUGGUGGAAGGUGAACUCACAUUACUGGAGAGACCAAAGACAUACCUCAAACGGUCCUUUAAGCAAACCAUCUACAAGAACCUGGUUGAGAAAAGCAUUCUCAAUUAUCUGAACUAUAACAAUUAUCACCUUCCAAUGUAUGCCUGGCCAGGGAUAGUUUAGCUUUGGGUAGCUAACGAUGGCUCUUUUUACUCCUUGUAACGGUAGUCUCUAACUAAAUGCUUAAGUUCUAACUGUUCAUACUGUAAACAAUAUGAAAUCUGCCUUAUUUAAAUACCCCAGUAGGUGGAACAUAACUCUGAUUUUGUAAUUCGGCAAAGCACUUUUUUAAAAAGCCAUGCCGUUAAGUGACUAUACAAAACAAUGACUAUACAUGGCAACACAUUCUGAAAAGUAACCAUUCAUGAUAUACGUGUAAGAUGAUGGAAUAAU
Messenger RNA from Elgaria multicarinata webbii, 3978 nucleotides. It is a transcript of the gene CFAP61, whose product is annotated as cilia and flagella associated protein 61. The coding region runs from base 1 to 3708 and encodes 1235 amino acids. The record is from RefSeq and is a predicted model, not a curated record. The transcript has 26 exons. Lineage: Eukaryota; Metazoa; Chordata; Lepidosauria; Squamata; Anguidae.